AACAGAACUUCACUCCUGGGGCCUAGGACGCUGCUGCAGCCGCUUGCUUUCUGUAAGGAAACUGAGCCCCGGAGUGGUUGUGACUUGUCCGAAGUCAUUGAGCCAGGUUUGGAGUAUCACUGAUCAGAAUUAUUCUGAUCUGAAGAAUUUGGUGUUUUAAAUCAUUAAGAUAAUUGCCUAAAUUGUUCAUGGAGUUUUUCAUCAGUAUGUCUGAAACCAUUAAAUAUAAUGAUGAUGAUCAUAAAACUCUGUUUCUGAAAACAUUAAAUGAACAACGUCUGGAAGGAGAAUUUUGUGAUAUUGCUAUCGUGGUAGAAGAUGUGAAGUUCAGGGCACAUAGAUGUGUGCUUGCUGCAUGCAGUACCUACUUCAAAAAGCUUUUCAAGAAGCUGGAGGUGGAUAGUUCAUCUGUAAUAGAAAUAGAUUUCCUUCGUUCUGACAUAUUUGAGGAGGUUUUGAACUACAUGUAUACUGCAAAGAUUUCUGUAAAAAAAGAAGACGUAAACUUGAUGAUGUCAUCGGGUCAGAUUCUUGGUAUCCGGUUUUUAGAUAAACUUUGCUCUCAGAAGCGAGACGUAUCUAGUCCUGAAGAAAACAACACUCAGGCAAAAAACAAGUAUUGCUUGAAAAUAAACCGCCCCAUUGGAGAUUCCACUGACAAUCAGGAUGAUGAAGUAGAAGAAAUUGGAGAUCAGGAUGACAGUCCUUCUGAUGACACAGUAGAAGGAACUCCCCCAAGUCAGGAAGAUGGUAAGUCACCCACUACCACACUUAGGGUUCAAGAAGCAAUCUUAAAGGAGUUGGGGAGUGAAGAAGUUCGAAAAGUAAAUUGCUAUGGCCAGGAAGUAGAAUCUAUGGACACCUCAGAGUCAAAGGACUUGGGGUCCCAGACUCCUCAAGGUUUAACAUUUAAUGAUGGCAUAAGUGAAGUGAAAGACGAACAGACCCCUGGCUGGACAACAGCUGCCAGUGACAUGAAAUUUGAGUAUUUACUCUAUGGUCACCGGGAACAGAUUGCCUGUCAAGCAUGUGGAAAGACAUUUUCAGAUGAGGCCCGCUUGAGAAAGCAUGAAAAGCUCCAUACAGCAGAUAGGCCAUUUGUUUGUGAAAUGUGUACCAAAGGCUUUACCACACAGGCCCACCUGAAAGAACACCUGAAAAUCCACACUGGAUAUAAGCCUUAUAGCUGUGAAGUGUGUGGGAAGUCGUUUAUCCGUGCCCCGGACUUAAAAAAGCACGAAAGAGUUCAUAGUAAUGAGAGACCUUUUGCAUGUCACAUGUGUGACAAAGCCUUCAAACACAAGUCCCAUCUGAAAGAUCAUGAAAGAAGACACAGAGGGGAAAAGCCUUUUGUUUGUAGCUCCUGUACAAAAGCAUUUGCUAAGGCAUCUGACCUCAAGCGCCAUGAGAACAAUAUGCACAGUGAGAGGAAACAGGUCCCCACUAGUGCCAUCCAGAGUGAGACUGAACAGUUGCAGGCAGCUGCUAUGGCGGCUGAGGCGGAGCAACAGCUUGAGACUAUAGCUUGUAGUUAGGUGCAAUCAGAGAUCAGAGGAAAUCGUAAAUAUUGAUCCCCAGGAGUCAGUUACUGCAUAUACUUUGAGAUUAAAUUGGUCAAAAAUGAAUUUCUCAAGACUGGUCCCUGUAUUUUUGUGAAAACUUGUGAAGAGUUAUUAUCAUUGAACUGAAGACGGUGCUUCUUGGUUAGAUGCUUUAAAAACUUAUCAAGGAAAUGUUUCUUCAGAAUUCUGACCAAAUGGUUUUACUGUCGCACGUAGCAAAUCGUAGUAGUAGUGCCAGUUUGCUGUUCAUUUUUAAAAUGGUUUUAAUUUGAGAACUCUUGUGUAAGUCAUAGAAGUAAAAAAAAAAAACUUCAUUUUUAAUUCUUGUAUUCCUAUUGCACUUGGAGUAUAUUAUACAGAAUGAAUGAUGGGGUACAUUGAUUUCUUAAUCAACUCUUUGUGACUGCUGGUCAAAGCAAAUUUUUAUUCCAUAGAUAAACAACAAUGGGAACCCUUAUCAAGUACCAUCCCUAUUUAGAGUGCCAUGCUAGCUUUUGGGGAGAGAUACACAGUUUACAUGAGACAUGGUCCCAAGUACAAAAUAUUUAGAAGCAGAAAAUGCUUGAUGAAUGAUUGACCAUGAGUUGAGCAAUCAAAACAUAUCAGUAGAAGUCAUGAAAGAACAAAUUGAUAUUAACAUUUGGUUUAUUUGUUUUGCAAGUUUUUCCCCCUGUAUUUGGUGAAAUCCAGGUGUUGAUUGCCUUGUGGGCAAGGGUUCUUCAUCACUUUGUUGCUCCUCAUUCACUUAACCUGACUUUCCUCCCCACUCUAUAUACAUUGAAUUAGAUUGUACAGCAGGCUGUACAGUCUGUUUGGUUUAUCAGUAUGGCCAGAUAGUAAGCACUUGUCAUCUUGAGGCCAAGUCCUUUAUAGCCUUCCCAUUUUGAGGUGUCUCUUGCUAUGUGAAUUUUUCUUGUUUUGAAAUGUCAUUUUCAAAGUAGGGGAAUGUUAUGACGGAUGGUGGCAGCUGGAGAUAGGAUUGUGACUCUUAGAGAUAAGUAUUUUGUGUGAAUACUUAAUUGCCUACCAACAUUCAUCAGAUUCAAUAAUUGCAAUUGAUUUCAAAAUUGGAUUUUUUAAAAAAAUUAAAGAACAAGACUGUUUAAUAUUAAGUUGGUAACAUUUGAAAGAAGAGUGUUAACUAAAUGCACUUCUUCACAUACAUUUGUAUAGCUCAUCAGACUUACAUAAAUCUGUUGAACUCUGCAGGACAUGAUUUAUCCAGUCAAGAAACCACAAAGUUGCAGCAUAUGUAAAUUAAUAAUUAGAAAAAAGUCUUUUUAUGUUAGGUGUGUAAAUAGUAUAGAAUUUUCAGUGUUACAUAUUUCUAGUAAAUAUGGACAGAGCUGCACUUUUUUUUUGCACAUUUGAUUAGAAUACAUUUUAAGUCUGCAACAAACAUUUAUGACCAACAUAAAAGCUGCCGGACUCAUUAUUUCUGUUUGCUUCACAAUUGCUUGCAUUUCUACUUAGAAAUUAAGAAUGCCUUUUUGUAGCUGUUAAACCGAUUCUAAUGAUGAACUUUGUUUCACUUUCAGUGUAUAUGAUUCAUUUGACCACUUCGUUAAAAAUUCUUUAAAAUUCCAUCAAUAGCUUGGAAUACCUUCCGUAAUA
This is a messenger RNA of Trichosurus vulpecula (common brushtail), 3176 nucleotides long. RefSeq names its product zinc finger and BTB domain containing 14 (gene ZBTB14). The transcript has 4 exons. NCBI's taxonomy places the organism in Eukaryota, Metazoa, Chordata, Mammalia, Diprotodontia, Phalangeridae. Gene Ontology annotation, cellular component: nucleus. Gene Ontology annotation, biological process: regulation of transcription by RNA polymerase II. Bases 189 to 1535 code for a protein of 448 amino acids. The record is from RefSeq and is a predicted model, not a curated record. Gene Ontology annotation, molecular function: protein binding; RNA polymerase II cis-regulatory region sequence-specific DNA binding; DNA-binding transcription factor activity, RNA polymerase II-specific.